AACGAUUCAACGAAUCACAACAAAGCUCUGGAAGAGAAAGAAGAGCGCGGAAAAGUUUGUGUCUCAAUCGAAAUCCGAAGAUCCUCAACCCCAUCCCCAUUGAGCCGAUCGUUCUCACCGUCCUGACCGUGAUCAUGCCGUGUGAGAUGAUCAUGUUGCAGCUAGGCCAAUGUGGCAACCAGAUCGGGUUCGAGUUCUGGAAAAAGCUGUGCGCCGAGCACGGCAUCUCACCCGAAGGCAUCCUGGAAGAACACGCCACCGAAGGCACUGACCGAAAGGACGUCUUCUUCUAUCAGGCGGACGAUGAACAUUACAUUCCUCGAUCAGUGUUAUUAGAUCUGGAGCCCAGAGUGAUCAACAAUAUUAUGAAUUCAGAGUACAAAAAGUUGUACAACCCAGAGAAUGUUUACCUCGCCAAAGAUGGUGGAGGUGCCGGCAACAACUGGGCCAGUGGCUAUUCCCAAGGGCAAAAAUUGUACGAGGAGGUGUUUGACAUCAUCGACCGUGAAGCGGAUGGCAGCGAUUCCUUGGAAGGUUUCGUCCUCACCCAUUCCAUUGCAGGUGGAACUGGAUCUGGCAUGGGAUCAUACAUCUUAGAGAGACUGGCUGACAGAUAUCCCAAGAAAUUGGUCCAGACCUACAGCGUGUUUCCCAAUCAAGAGACCAGUUCAGAUGCUUUGAGCUCUGUGGGCGUAUCAGAUGUAGUGGUUCAGCCCUACAACUCACUCCUCACCCUUAAAAGAUUAACUCGAAGUGCCGAUUGUGUUGUGGUCUUGGACAACACUGCGCUCAAUCGCAUCGCCACCGAUCGUCUUCACAUUUCCAAUCCCACAUUUUCGCAGAUCAACGAGCUCGUGUCUACGAUCAUGUCCGUUUCAACCACCACUUUGCGAUAUCCCUCCUAUAUGAAUAACGAUCUCAUUGGACUCAUUGCACCCUUGAUUCCCACCCCAAAUUUGCACUUUCUAAUGACGGGUUACACACCCUUGACAACCGCUGCAGAUACACAAGCUGCCAUCAGAAAGACCACAGUUCUGGAUGUGAUGAGACGGUUGCUCCAACCUAAGAAUAUGAUGGUGUCCACGGGUGGGGUGGACAAGAAAAUUGCCCAUUGCUACAUUUCCAUUCUUAACAUUAUUCAGGGAGAGGUGGAUCCCACACAGGUUCACAAAUCGCUUCAAAGAAUUCGGGAGCGCAAGCUUGCCGGCUUCAUUCCAUGGGGCCCAGCCAGUAUUCAGGUGGCGCUGUCGCGGAAAUCUCCGUACGUCAAGACUGCUCAUCGCGUGUCGGGUCUCAUGUUGGCCAAUCAUACCUCCAUCUCUUCCCUGUUCCAAAGAGCGCUUCGCGAUUACGACAAACUCCGGAAGCGAGAGGCUUUCAUCGAACAAUUCCGCAAAGAGGAGAUGUUUGCCGAUGGUUUGGAGGAGAUGGACGAUUCGCGGGAAGUGGUUCAACGGCUCGUGGACGAGUACCAAGCGGCUACCAAACCAGAUUAUUUGACUUGGGGAAUGCAACAGAGCUGAAGAAAGCUAUAUGAGUUGCCAUCUUAAUUGUCGAUAAUAAUUUUAAGGAAAAAUAUUUUACUUCGGUUACCCA
Tigriopus californicus is the source of this 1596-nucleotide messenger RNA. RefSeq names its product tubulin gamma-1 chain-like. Gene Ontology annotation, biological process: cytoplasmic microtubule organization; mitotic spindle organization; microtubule nucleation. The record is from RefSeq and is a predicted model, not a curated record. Bases 135 to 1523 code for a protein of 462 amino acids. Gene Ontology annotation, cellular component: nucleus; microtubule; spindle. Lineage: Eukaryota; Metazoa; Arthropoda; Copepoda; Harpacticoida; Harpacticidae. Gene Ontology annotation, molecular function: structural constituent of cytoskeleton; GTP binding. The transcript has 5 exons.